This is a messenger RNA of Gymnodraco acuticeps, 3678 nucleotides long. RefSeq names its product sterile alpha motif domain-containing protein 9-like. Lineage: Eukaryota; Metazoa; Chordata; Actinopteri; Perciformes; Bathydraconidae. The coding region runs from base 136 to 2355 and encodes 739 amino acids. The record is from RefSeq and is a predicted model, not a curated record. The transcript has a single exon. Gene Ontology annotation, cellular component: cytoplasm.
AAAAGGCUUUUUAUGUCACAUUAAGAUAAUAUCAUUACAUUUUUUUAAACAUUUGUUAUGUAAUUUAUAAUGAGUUUUUUUAUAUCUUUUAAGUCUGUUAAAGUUGUGGCAAAGUGUCUGUUGAAAUGCAGUUAAAUGCCUGGCCCUGCAGCUCUAGCCACAGUGCCCUUUCCCACCUAUCUUGUUCAGACUGUUCAGUUUGAUCAGAACCAUUACAGGUGUGAAACCCACAAACAGUUGUGUAGUGGAUUUGUAGUUUGUCACAAUGUUUUUAAAACAUUAUUUUGUUUCCAUAGGCAAUUUUUUUCAUUUUCUUUUGUAAUUUGUUCUUUGAAUUAUUUCUGUUGUGUAUUGGGUUUUGUUGUGUUUACUUUCUUAGCAUUACUGAAUACCUAUGUUGCAGAAUCCGAAAUAUCUCUCUCUCUUGCUGAAGAAUUUUUGGGAAUGAAAAUGAUACAUUGGAGAGAGGACAGUGUACUGGACAGAAUGAAGCCAUAUUCCAACUUUCUCAUUGUACACAAGGUUGAAGACUGGGGAGGAUAUAAAGAAAUCCGAAUCCUUCAUCCGGCCAUUGCAUCUGCCUGUCUGGAAGAGUUAGAGAGAAGCUUCUCUUUAAAAGUGAGCGAUAUCACUAUGGAGGUUCUUCACUGUGAUCUCUUCUUCAGUGUUGGAGUUGCCAAACACAGAUUGUCAAUUCAACAAAUGGUGAUUGAAAGGCAGCGCAGCAAAGAUGAGAGAGGACUAUUUUCAUCUCUCAUAGACAAAGUCCACAGUCAGCAAGGAAGGCAAACUGUCCAAGAAAUAUUUGUGAAAGCAUCAUCCAGGUUUGAAAAAAGUGCAUCUAUUCCUCAGGCCCUGGCAAGAUAUUUGUACAUCAACGAAUGUGACUUCCCAGAGGCUCUGAAAUGGGCAGAAAAGGCCAAGAACAUCAAAGAAAACCCAUACACAUUCGACACAAUUGGGCAGGUUCACAAAAAACAAUUAAAAUCUAACAACAGAGAAAAGCAGGAAACAUCACGCAAUCCAGAAGACUUAAACACAAACAUAAAAAUAGCGCAGAAUGCCAUCAGAGCAUUUCAAAGCGCUCAAAAGCUGGUAUUCACAGAGGAUGACCCUGAGGAUAAAGCUGCUGCUGAUGAGUCGGGUGACUUUCCCAGAAAGUCAUAUAAUGUUAACGGCUGUGUGGGUGUGCUGGAAAUUGCCUUCAUAGUCUUUGAGAUAUUGUGCAGAUUGCCGUUCUUUAAGGAAAAAGAUCCAAUGAAGAAGAAGUACUUCCAGAGUUACCUGCAAAAAGUAAUCCCAAUCACCAGCGUGCAUAAGGAUGACAAUGACAUCAACAACAGAUAUGUGGAGAUCAUCAAAGAACAUGAGCAGUUUCUCCUUGGUUUGAAAACUGAAGUUAAAGAAACAUUUGAUCUUCUUGACUGUUACUUCACAUAUAUUAAAGCAAACAACUCCGAAUUUGAUUCAAAGAAUCGUUGGACCGUCAGUGGUUUUUUUAAAGACUUUGUAAAUCUUUUUUGCACUGCAACCGAUGAAAUGCGCAAAGAACGGCCAAGCAAUCCUAAUCUCAAUUUGAAAAUAGAUAUUGAAGAACGAAGAUUGAUUCUUGAAGUGAAACAUGCAGAUACAUUCACAGGGAUUCUUCAGCAUUUGGACAAGCCUGCCGAAGAGAUUGAGGAGAUCACAGAAUGCUAUGCAUUCUUGCAACAAAAACAGCAGUUUUUCAAUAAAAAACAGACAAAGGAAACUAUCAAUUACAUUAUGUCGAAGAUAGUUCUUUACCUUUUGAAACCAAAAUCUAAGCAUGUAAAGAGACUCAACUACCUCUCUGAUCUGCUUUUGAAAACUCUGACGGAUGUAGGACUUGGGUAUCCCUUCCCAGACCCAUACUAUCUGGCUUUGCUGCUGUUCUGGCCAAGUCAUACUCAGGAAAACCAAGAAAUCGUGACAUAUGUGAAAGCAAUUCGAAGAUCAUCCUACAAGAGGUUCUCAAUGCUUCGAAAUAGGAGCACAGUUGCCCACCUCUACUUAGGGAAAGAAGAGGGACUCAAUAGGCUUGUUUCCAAACCUCAACUAGAUGAGAAUUUUAAAGACAUGCGACGUGACACCUUGGCACAACUUUGGCGAAAUGGAAACAUAUUUAAAACACAGGCGAUUAUCAAACGUCUUCAUCGAGUCGUUGGAACCAUUGAGCAAGGAGAGGUGUUCGCCAAUUACAGAAAACUGAAAAUCCCUGUGCGUCCAGCUCUCAUUGCUGGUACAAGAAGUGGUUGCAGCACAGAAAAGGUUUCUUUCUACCUUGGCUUUGCUAUUGAUGGACCCCUUGCUUAUGACAUUCAGUAUGAAAACUAGGGUAAGGGACUGUAAAUAACAAAGUGCAAAUUGCACAAGUGCAGCAAAAGUGCCAAGACAAUUUUUAGGUUUGAAAUAUAGGCGUGACAGCCAGUGAAUCACUGUGAUGGAUUCCAAACACACCUCUUAAAAGCACAUGAGCAAAUUAUAAAUAAGACAGAUUGAAGGUACACUUGCCAAUCCUGUAGCUCGUGCAUGUUUUCUUUUGUAUUCACUUUAUGACAUUUAAGCUUUUAAAAACAUUUGUUGUCUAUUUUAUGAUGAGUUUUUAUUAUUUAGUUUUUGUUGUUGCUUGUUUCAGGUGUGGCAAACUGGCUCAUUUUCAUUCCUACUCUCUCUUAAGCGUAUUUAAUCUUGUACAAACAAGUGCAACACAAGCACUGAUGCAUACAUUUUACAGCAUGAAAAAUACGUGUGACAGACAGUCAUUCACUUUGCGAGACAGUUUGCAAUGUAAAGAAGCAAUCCUGUUGCUCUAAUAGCUUAUGCAUUUACUACUUUUUUUAUUACCUCUUUUAUUUUAUAUUUUAAAGUGUUAUCUUUGCUCUUACUAGUUAUCAUUACAUGUGGCAGAGACAGAUUUCACAGUCAAAAGGCUUUUUAUGUCACAUUAAGAUAAUAUCAUUACCUUUUUUUAAACAUUUGUUAUGUAAUUUAAUUAUCUUUUAAGUCUGUUAAAGUUGUGGCAAAGUGUCUGUUGAAAUGCAGAGUUAAAUGCCUGGCCCUGCAGCUCUAGCUACAGUGCUUCUUGUUCAGACUGUUCAAUUUGAUCAGAACCAUUACAGGUGUGAAACCCACAAACAGUUGUGUAGUGGAUUUUUAGUUUGUCACAAUGUUGUUAAAACAUUAUUUUGUUUCCAUAGGCAAUUUUUUUCAUUUUCUUUUGUAAUUUAUACUUUGAAUUAUUUCUGUUGUGUAUUGUGUUUGUUGUACUUUAUUUUACAUUUGUGUUGCCUCUUAGAUUUGUAGUGAUUGGUAGGUCUACCUAUUUGCUUGAACAGAGUUAAUAUGUAAUUGUUUUAAUGUAUAUUUGUAGUGAGGCACAAUCUGAAAUGUUGUCAUUGAAUUUACUUUCUUUUGUAUCCAGUCACAUUUUGGAGGACAUCUUUCUUUAUGAAGGCUUAAAGUAUCAAUGAUUUAUAUUGGUGCCACUCAAUUGGUCAAUUGGUUUGUGAUUAUAAAAAUGAUUCUGAAUGUAAUAUACUGUAAUGUCAGUAAGAACACAUGAGUAGUUGAGAAAAAUGAUAAAAACGUUGUAUUUGACGUGUUUGUGAAUAUUUACAUUGUGCCAUUAGUCAGAGCCACCCUAGUCAAAAAACUGGA